Messenger RNA from Vitis vinifera (wine grape), 1430 nucleotides. RefSeq lists its product as uncharacterized. NCBI's taxonomy places the organism in Eukaryota, Viridiplantae, Streptophyta, Magnoliopsida, Vitales, Vitaceae. The transcript is spliced from 5 exons. The record is from RefSeq and is a predicted model, not a curated record. Bases 57 to 1430 code for a protein of 457 amino acids.
GGAAAAAAUUGGGCAAGAAGUGGAAUGCACUUUCAAAAGUAGAAAAAGAAAAUUUCAUGGCAAAGUCCAAAGAAAGUUCAAAACAAUAUUCACUUCAAAAGGGUGUGGUUCCAAAGUUAUAUCUUCAGACUCGAUGCUCCCCCGAGCGAGUUAUUAGAGUGAUUGAAAAUUUAGAACCAAAGCAAAAGGCAGCCAUAGAAGAAAUAGGAUUUGGUAGCCUCUUGCAACUUCGAUGUAGGAAAAUUGAUCAUGGGUUAUGUCUUUGGUUGAUAAAUAGUUUUAAUCCGAACACUUAUAUGUUACAGUUGUAUAAUACUUGUAUCAAAUUAUCCCCCAUUGAUGUUGAAUUUAUUAUGGGAUUGAGGGCAAGAGGGUUCAAGAUUGGCAUGAACAAAGAUGUUGGUCAUAAGAAUGAUUUAUGUAAAAAAUAUUGUGAUAAAAAAGGGCGAUUGCCAUUAGUGAUGUUAGAAAAUCAAAUUAGGGAGGAUAAAGAGGGAGGAAACGAUUUUAAAGUUCGUUUUGUAUUAUUUGUGUUGGGUGCAUUAUUGUGCCCAACAAUGAAGCUUUUUGUGAAUCGCUCUUUCUUACAUCUUGUGGAAGACAUCGAUUCAAUAAAGAAGAUGAAUUGGACAGAAUUUGUGUUGUCCUAUCUUGUGCACGGGAUUGAAGAGUUUAAGAAGAAACAACAAAGUGGGGUUUGCGGUUGCUUAUUGUUUUUAAUGUUAUUCUACCACGAGCAUAUAUCCUUUGAAGAGAAAUUCCUACCGCUAUAUACUCGACAUUCUCCUCGGAUUACUGCUUGGGGAGAUGAUGAAGUUUUGGACAGGAAACGAAGAUUGAAAAAACUUGGUGGAUAUGCAAAUGAGGAUCUCAAAAUAUGGGUGAUAGAAAAUGAGAUAAGGGAUUGCGUUGAUGGAAAUGUAACGACAAUGGCGAGUGAGAAUGAGGACGAUGAGAAAUUUGUAUCCAAUCUAAACAAAGAUGUUAUUAAACGAGUUGAUGGUGGGAAGUUAAUGGAGAUGGAUAAAACCUUUCAACAAUUAAAGACACAUCUACUUGAUAUGGCUUAUGGUGCAAGUAGUAGUAGUUGUGAUAAAAUUUUGGCUAAAUUUGAGGAGAAUUAUACUCAAGUGAAAGGUCUCUUCCUUAGGUCAAGCGGAAAACCUUUGAGAAUGCACGAGGAAGGAACGAAGAAUGACAUCCUCUCAUGCGAGAGAAGUUUGGAAGAUACGAACAAUAUGAAUGUGAAUGAACAUUAUCUUCACACUUUGUCAAAUGAGAAGUUAUGCACCGAGGACUUGAAUGAAAAGAAUGAAGAUGCAUGUGCUACAUCAAUUGAAGUGCAUAUCAUUCCAGACGAAAAUGAAAAUAUCUUACCACUUCCAAUCAAAAGGAGUACAAGAGAUUAUGGAAAGGUAUGUAUCAUAUAA